Molecule: messenger RNA, 1931 nt
Organism: Cynoglossus semilaevis (tongue sole)
Lineage: Eukaryota; Metazoa; Chordata; Actinopteri; Pleuronectiformes; Cynoglossidae
Gene: adra1d
Product: adrenoceptor alpha 1D
Exons: 2
Coding region: 398-1897 (499 amino acids)
Biological process (GO): positive regulation of cytosolic calcium ion concentration; phospholipase C-activating G protein-coupled receptor signaling pathway; cell-cell signaling
Cellular component (GO): plasma membrane
Molecular function (GO): alpha1-adrenergic receptor activity
Source: RefSeq, a predicted model, not a curated record
UGUGGGUUCAGACCUGCUGUACCAGCUCUGACUCUGUUAUCAAGGAGUUGUUAGUUAAAAUGGGUGUCUCCGGUCAGUGCGUGGAAGAAAUGGAGAAAAGUAUCAACGUCAUUAAAUCCUUACAUUUGAUUUUUCUUUUCAACUUUAAAACUGAGAUAUUGUUAGGGUGAAAUAUAUCAGUCAUGCACAACUGCAUCUUUUGCACAGUGUCUUCUUGAUGUGUCUUGGGGUUUGUUUUUGUUUUUUUGCAGAGAUCUUCACGGGAUGUGCAGACGAUGGCUUUUUGAUUUUUAUCCAUCUGACUGGAGGAGAUGAAGCCAUGGGACUGACGACCGUGUUGACACUCUGUUCUUUUAUUUCCACUCUGGUCUGAAGUUCUUUUUUAUGGCAUCUCACCAUGUCAGAGAGCAGCUCGAGGAGUGACAGCAUCACUGGGACUUUUCCCGCAGAAGCUCUCAAUGGAUCUAUUUCACUUCCCAACGACAGCAUCUCGACUUGUAGGAACUUCACAUCGGAGCCACGAGUUGUCGUUCUGGGCGUCUUUCUCUGCGUCUUCAUAUUAGUUGCGAUCGUUGGGAACAUUUUAGUGAUCCUCUCUGUGGUGUGCAAUAAACAUUUACAGACAGUCACCAACUUCUUCAUCGUGAACUUAGCCAUCGCAGACCUGCUCCUCAGCAUCAUCGUGCUGCCCUUCUCCGCCUGCCUGGAGGUGAUGGGAUGCUGGGUGUUCGGCCGCGUUUUCUGCAACAUCUGGGCAGCGGUGGAUGUGCUCUGCUGCACCGCGUCCAUCCUCAGUCUCUGCAUCAUUUCCAUCGACAGGUACAUCGGGGUCAAGUACUGCCUCAAAUACCCGAGUAUUAUGACGGAGAGCAAGGCUGUGGCUAUUUUAGUCUUGGUUUGGCUCUCGUCCACUGUCAUCUCGGUGGGACCGCUGCUCGGAUGGAAGGAGCCGCCGCCUGUCGACGAGAGCAUCUGCAAGAUCACGGAGGAGCCUGGCUACGCGCUCUUCUCCUCGCUCUUCUCCUUCUACCUCCCACUCCUGGUCAUCCUCAUCAUGUACUUCCAGGUGUACGUGGUGGCCCGAAGAACAACCAAGAGCCUGGAAGCGGGCGUCAAGCGUGAGAGAGAUAACUCCAUGGAAGUGGUUCUCCGGAUCCACUGCCGCAGUGUCCUGGAGGAGACGCGCACAGCCAGCUCCAAAACCAACAAGAACCACCCGUUCCGAAGUUCGCUGUCUGUGCGUCUACUCAAGUUUUCCAGGGAAAAAAGAGCGGCUAAAACCCUGGCCAUCGUCGUGGGGAUGUUUAUCCUCUGCUGGCUGCCCUUUUUCUUCUUUCUGCCUAUGGGGUCCUUCUUCCCAGCCCUGAAGCCGUCUGAGACAGUGUUUAAGGUGAUCUUCUGGCUGGGCUACUUCAACAGCUGCAUCAACCCUAUGAUUUAUCCCUGCUCCAGUAAAGAGUUUCAGAGAGCUUUCACCCGUCUGCUCAGGUGCCAGUGUCACCACAGGCGGAGGGUACUGCGUCGCUUCUACAAUCAGCGGUGGCGAACGGCCGCCAGGGGAUCGGCGAGGGAUCGGAGAGAAGACCGCCAGCUUGGCGGUGCGGGGAACGAAUCCUGUGGAAGCUCGCUUUUACACAAGGGUCGAGGUCACCCGCUGAAUUUGAAAAAGUGGAGCCUGCUGCAGCCUCUACAGAAGUCCUCCGUCCAGCUGAAGGAGAAGGUGACUGAUUUGUCGAAUAAAUUCAAAGGAGGGGCCGGGAAAUGUGCUGCACCGGCGGUUGGACAGUUCGACCGGGUAGACACAGUGUCAAUGGGGAUUUACCACUCCUGUGAAGCCCACAGCUAUCCAUUUUAUGAUCUCUCUGACUGCUACGGUCUGAAAGAGACUGACAUAUAGACGGUAACUGCACAAUACGUAUUUAUUUCACAAA